This is a messenger RNA of Linderina pennispora, 1060 nucleotides long. RefSeq names its product NAD(P)-binding protein. Gene Ontology annotation, biological process: tetrahydrobiopterin biosynthetic process. Gene Ontology annotation, molecular function: sepiapterin reductase (NADP+) activity. NCBI's taxonomy places the organism in Eukaryota, Fungi, Kickxellomycota, Kickxellomycetes, Kickxellales, Kickxellaceae. The coding region runs from base 135 to 1010 and encodes 291 amino acids. The record is from RefSeq and is a predicted model, not a curated record. The transcript is spliced from 4 exons.
UGAACCUCAGAUCGUCCAUGCCACAAUCAACUGCCGAUCCGCCUUUUGCAGGAUCAGAAUAGGCCAGCAAGUGCGGAGUUUGCAACCAUGCUGACCUGACACGCCCUCUACCCCACGAUCCAUCGGCGGUAAUAAUGACUAUAUACGAGACCGAACCCGAAAUGUACACCGAAGUGCGGGAAGCCGUGCUUGCAUGGGAUGUUCACCUGCUGUAUAAAAACUAUGUGAGGACACACCAAACCGGACUAGUUUCAACUACUGUACUCACUUCCUUCCAUAUCGUGUCUGUUCACCCCACUAAGCGGAUAAAGAAUUUAGCUUCGUCAUGUCCGUCAAACAAAGUCAUCAUUGUCACGGAGGCAAUCGUCCUCCAUUUACUAUCCAAGGAUGUAUCUGUUGUUGGCGUAGACCUCAACAAAGAUGGUCUGCAGAAGCUUAUCGAUGAACUAAUUCCAGGUGGUCCGGCGAUAUUACUCUUGAGGCCGUCCAGCAAGAUGCUGUCAGCAAGGGCUAUCUUCAGUGGUACGCUAGUGGCAUUGGUCAACAAUGCUGGUAUUGUUCAGCCCAUAGAGUCACCCAGUUGCGUCCUCAACGUCGUGGCUCCGCUUGCAUUGAUCCAGAAGACGCUUCCUUACCUGCGUGCUAUCAACGGACGUAUUAUCAACAUCUCUUCUGACGCAAGUAGAUACCCACUUGUUAACCAUGCUGCAUACGGUGCGACAAAGGCGGCGCUCAGCUACAUUACCUCUGUGCUGGCAAUUGAGGAGCCCGAUAUCACUACAAUUGCCUUCCAUCCGGGUGUUGUCGACACCCCUCUAUGCUCUGCUAUGGAGGAUGAAUUCCAAAAGGUUGGAGAACGUGCCAAGGCUUCUGCAGACUUCAUCGCUUCAAUGAAAAUAGGAGCUGAAGUCCCUGGAGGAAUUAUUGGGAAUCUGGCCAUUGGUGCUGAGCACUCAUUGUCAGGCAGAUAUAUCGCGUACAACCAUGACGACCUUGCAAAGUAUGCAUAGUAGAAUUCUAUACAUUGAUUUAAUAGAUCAACUAUAUUAAAGUGGUGCAG